Messenger RNA from Onthophagus taurus, 545 nucleotides. Its product is annotated as kielin/chordin-like protein. NCBI's taxonomy places the organism in Eukaryota, Metazoa, Arthropoda, Insecta, Coleoptera, Scarabaeidae. Gene Ontology annotation, molecular function: peptidase inhibitor activity. The record is from RefSeq and is a predicted model, not a curated record.
UAAUUUUCACGGUAAUAAUUUAUUUCAAUAAAACCUUCACGAAAACCGUUUAAACGUGCUUUUCUUAAAGCCGUUUUAAGUAUAAAAGAUGCAGUUUUCUUUGCAUACUUCAGUCUUAUUAAUCAACUUUUUCACCAAGAAAAAUGAAAUACUUAUCCGUUUUUUGGAUUGUAGCUGUUGCUAUUGCAGUGGUUUUUGCUGAUGAGUGCUUGGAGGGGGAAGUAAAAACUGUGGAUUGUAAUACUUGUAUAUGCAAUGAUGGACUAUGGGGUUGCACUAAAAUGGCUUGUGGACCAUCCGGUUGCACCCCAGGAGAAAGUUAUUUAAAGGAUUGUAACACCUGCUUUUGUGGUGAUAAUGGAGAAGAAGUUGGUUGUACUAAAAUGGCUUGUGGACCAUCUGGUUGCACCCCAGGAGAAAGUUAUCUAAAGGAUUGUAACACCUGCUUUUGUGGUGAUAAUGGAGAAGAAGUUGGUUGUACUAAAAUGAUAUGUCCACCAUAAUUUCGAACAAGUUAUAAAUAAAUUGAUAUAGCAUGCAUAAAA